AUGGCGAGGCAGCAGCCGUGGUGGGGUCUCGGGGGGCCGACGACUCCGCUACUGCUGCUCCUUCUCUUCCUCUCUUUGUUCCCUCUUAGCCGGGAGGAGCUGGGGGGCGGCGGGGGCCAAGGUUGGGACCCGGGGGCAGCUGCUGCUACGGGUCCAGGGGCUCGGAUCGGUGGCGGAGCCUUAGCUCUUUGUCCCGAGCCGCCCGGGGUCCGAGAGGAUGGAGAGCCUGGCCUGGGAGUCAGGAAACCUGUCUUCCUGGGGCUCCGAGGGGGAAGGCAAAGCGACCAAAGCGGUCGAGGGCCCCUUGAGCAGCCGGAGCUGGGAGCGGAAUAUGAGGUCAAGACUUUUGGCAGCCGCGGGCGGGAGACAGGACAAGGACCAGGUUCUCUGUUAUGCUGGCGUCCAGAGGUCUCUUCUUGCGGGCGGACAGGGCCCUUGCGAAGAGAUAGUCUGUCGCCAGAGGGUCUGUCCCCAGGGGUCCCAGGCCCAGAGAACAGCUCUCCCUUCCCUUCGGACCUUCUGAUUCGGCCCCGUGGUUCCCAGCCGGUGUCCUCCCAGAGGAAUACCGGGAGAGGCGCCCCCAAAAAAGUGGGAACCACGCGCUUCUGCGGGGAAUUGUGGGCGCCAGGGCGCCGGGGUCAGAGCGAGAGAACCGCGACAUCUCGAGCGAGGAGGACAGGCCCCGGGCGGGACCGCCCUCCCGAGGCCGUGGGAACUGGCCCCGGACUGGAUUCAGCACCUCGCAAGGCGAGGACAGCUCCCGCGUCUGGUUCAGCACUGAGAGAGUCUCGGACAGCUCCCGAGCCAACGCCCGAGCGCAUGCGCUCCCGAGUUCUCUUCCGCCGCCGCUUCCUCCCGCAGCGCCCAGGGCCGCGCCCCCCUGGGGGCCCGGCCUGGCCCGGAGCCUGGAGAAUACCCACAGCGGGCCGGGUCCGCCCCCGUCGCGCCGCGAACCGCCACCCACAGUUUCCGCAGUAUAACUACCAGGCACUAGUGCCCGAGAAUGAGGCGGCGGGUACCGCAGUGCUGCGCGUAGUGGCGCAGGACCCGGACACUGGCGAGGCCGGACGCCUAGUCUACUCGCUGGCUGCGCUCAUGAACAGCCGCUCGCUGGAGCUGUUCAGCAUCGAUCCGCAGAGCGGCCUUAUUCGCACAGAGGCCGUUCUGGACCGCGAGAGCAUGGAUCGCCACUACCUGCGCGUGACGGCGCAGGAUCACGGCUCGCCGCGCCUCUCGGCCACCACCAUGGUGGCCGUUACAGUGGCCGACCGCAAUGACCACGCGCCGGUAUUUGAACAGGCGCAAUACCGGGAGACACUUCGCGAGAACGUGGAGGAGGGCUACCCCAUCCUGCAGUUGCGUGCCACAGACGGUGACGCGCCCCCCAACGCCAACCUGCGUUACCGCUUUGUGGGGCCGCCAGCGGCGCGCGCCGCCGCCACCUUCGAAAUUGAUCCGCGCUCUGGGCUCAUCAGCACCAGCGGUCGCGUGGACCGCGAGCACAUGGAAAGUUACGAGCUGGUGGUGGAGGCCAGUGACCAGGGACAGGAGCCCGGGCCGCGCUCUGCCACUGUGCGUGUGCACAUAACCGUGUUGGACGAGAACGACAACGCGCCCCAGUUUAGCGAGAAACGCUACGUGGCGCAGGUGCGCGAGGAUGUGCGCCCCCAUACGGUGGUGCUACGCGUCACGGCUACGGACCAGGACAAGGACGCCAACGGACUGGUGCACUACAACAUCAUCAGUGGCAACAGCCGCGGCCACUUUGCCAUCGACAGCCUCACGGGCGAGAUCCAGGUGGUGGCACCUCUGGACUUCGAGGCAGAGCGAGAGUAUGCCUUGCGCAUCCGGGCUCAGGAUGCAGGCCGCCCACCGCUGUCCAACAACACCGGCCUGGCCAGCAUCCAGGUGGUGGACAUCAAUGACCAUACUCCUAUCUUUGUCAGCACGCCCUUCCAGGUCUCUGUCCUGGAAAAUGCGCCCCUGGGCCACUCAGUCAUCCACAUUCAGGCAGUGGAUGCAGACCAUGGGGAGAAUGCCAGAUUGGAGUAUUCCCUAACUGGUGUGGCACCUGAUACACCCUUUGUGAUAAACAGUGCCACUGGCUGGGUCUCUGUGAGUGGUCCCCUGGACCGUGAGUCUGUGGAGCAUUACUUCUUUGGAGUGGAGGCCCGAGACCAUGGCUCACCCCCACUCUCAGCCUCAGCCAGCGUCACAGUGACUGUGCUGGAUGUUAAUGACAAUCGCCCUGAGUUCACGAUGAAGGAGUACCACCUACGACUGAAUGAGGACGCAACUGUGGGCACCAGUGUGGUCAGCGUGACUGCUGUAGAUCGUGAUGCCAACAGUGCCAUCACCUACCAGAUCACAGGAGGCAAUACUCGGAAUCGCUUUGCCAUCAGUACCCAGGGGGGUGUAGGUCUGGUGACACUGGCUCUGCCACUGGACUACAAGCAGGAACGCUACUUCAAGUUGGUGCUAACUGCAUCUGACCGUGCCCUUCAUGAUCACUGCUACGUACACAUCAACAUCACAGAUGCCAACACUCACCGGCCUGUCUUUCAAAGUGCCCACUACUCAGUGAGUGUGAAUGAGGAUCGGCCAGUGGGUAGCACCGUGGUGGUCAUCAGUGCCUCUGACGAUGAUGUGGGUGAGAAUGCUCGUAUCACUUAUCUCCUGGAAGACAACCUGCCCCAGUUCCGCAUUGAUGCAGACUCAGGGGCCAUUACACUGCAGGCCCCACUGGACUAUGAGGACCAGGUGACCUACACACUGGCUAUUACAGCUCGGGACAAUGGCAUCCCACAGAAGGCAGACACUACUUACGUGGAGGUGAUGGUCAAUGAUGUGAAUGAUAAUGCUCCGCAGUUUGUGGCCUCCCACUACACAGGGUUGGUCUCUGAGGAUGCCCCGCCUUUCACCAGUGUCCUGCAGAUCUCAGCCACUGACCGGGAUGCUCAUGCCAAUGGCCGGGUCCAGUACACGUUCCAGAAUGGGGAAGAUGGGGACGGAGAUUUUACCAUUGAGCCCACCUCUGGCAUUGUCCGUACAGUGAGGCGGCUGGAUCGGGAGGCGGUGCCGGUGUAUGAACUGACUGCCUAUGCCGUGGACCGAGGUGUGCCCCCACUCCGGACUCCAGUCAGCAUCCAGGUAACAGUGCAGGAUGUUAAUGACAAUGCACCGGUCUUCCCAGCUGAGGAGUUUGAGGUUCGAGUGAAGGAGAACAGCAUUGUGGGCUCAGUGGUGGCCCAGAUCACUGCAGUGGACCCUGAUGAAGGCCCCAAUGCUCAUAUAAUGUACCAGAUUGUUGAGGGGAACAUCCCUGAGCUGUUCCAAAUGGACAUCUUCUCUGGAGAGCUGACAGCACUCAUUGACCUGGACUAUGAAGCUCGCCAGGAAUAUGUGAUUGUUGUGCAGGCCACAUCAGCCCCUCUGGUGAGUCGGGCCACUGUGCACGUCCGCCUCGUUGACCAGAAUGACAACAGCCCUGUGCUCAACAACUUCCAGAUCCUCUUCAACAACUACGUAUCAAACCGCUCAGACACCUUCCCCUCAGGCAUCAUUGGGCGCAUCCCUGCCUAUGAUCCUGAUGUCUCUGACCACCUCUUCUACUCCUUUGAGCGGGGCAAUGAGCUGCAGCUGCUGGUGGUCAACCAAACCAGUGGGGAGCUUCGACUCAGCCGCAAGCUAGACAACAACCGCCCACUGGUGGCCUCCAUGUUGGUGACUGUCACAGAUGGGCUACAUAGUGUGACGGCGCAGUGUGUGCUGCGCGUGGUCAUCAUCACGGAGGAGUUGCUGGCCAACAGCCUGACCGUGCGCCUUGAGAACAUGUGGCAGGAACGCUUCCUUUCGCCGCUGCUGGGCCACUUCCUGGAAGGCGUGGCCGCAGUACUUGCCACACCCGCUGAGGACGUCUUCAUCUUCAAUAUCCAGAAUGACACAGACGUGGGGGGCACCGUGCUCAACGUGAGCUUCUCGGCGCUGGCUCCACGCGGGGCCGGGUCUGGCUCUGCAGGUCCCUGGUUCAGCUCCGAGGAGCUGCAGGAGCAGCUGUACGUGCGCCGCGCCGCACUUGCGGCCCGCUCGCUCCUGGACGUGUUGCCCUUCGACGACAACGUGUGCCUGCGCGAGCCCUGUGAGAACUACAUGAAGUGUGUGUCUGUGCUGCGCUUUGACUCCUCUGCGCCAUUCCUGGCCUCCGCCUCCACGCUCUUCAGACCCAUCCAGCCCAUCGCAGGCCUGCGCUGCCGCUGCCCGCCCGGCUUCACGGGAGACUUCUGCGAGACGGAGCUCGACCUCUGCUACUCCAACCCGUGCCGCAAUGGCGGCGCGUGCGCGCGGCGUGAGGGCGGCUACACCUGCGUAUGCCGCCCACGCUUCACAGGCGAAGACUGCGAGCUAGACACGGAGGCUGGACGCUGCGUGCCCGGCGUCUGCCGCAACGGGGGCACCUGCGCCAACGGGCCCGACGGCGGCUUUCGCUGCCAGUGCCCGGCGGGCGGCGCCUUCGAGGGUCCACGCUGCGAAGUGGCGGCGCGCUCCUUCCCGCCCAGUUCUUUCGUCAUGUUCCGCGGCCUGCGGCAGCGCUUCCACCUCACGCUGUCCCUCUCGUUCGCCACGGUGCAGCCCAGUGGCCUUCUCUUCUACAACGGGCGCCUGAACGAGAAGCAUGACUUCCUGGCCUUGGAGCUCGUGGCUGGGCAAGUGAGGCUCACAUAUUCCACCGGUGAGUCCAACACAGUGGUCAGCCCCACAGUUCCAGGGGGCCUGAGUGACGGGCAGUGGCACACAGUGCAUCUGAGAUACUACAACAAGCCCCGGACAGAUGCCCUGGGGGGUGCUCAGGGCCCCUCCAAGGACAAGGUGGCUGUGCUGAGCGUGGAUGACUGCGAUGUGGCUGUGGCUCUGCAGUUUGGUGCUGAGAUUGGCAACUACUCAUGCGCGGCUGCUGGCACGCAAACAAGCUCCAAGAAGUCCCUGGACCUGACAGGCCCUCUGCUCCUGGGGGGUGUCCCCAACCUUCCCGAGAACUUCCCCGUGUCCCACAAGGACUUUGUUGGCUGCAUGCGGGACCUGCAUAUUGAUGGCCGCCAAGUGGACAUGGCAUCCUUUGUCGCAAACAAUGGCACCAUGGCAGGCUGCCAGGCCAAGCUGCACUUUUGUGAUUCAGGCCCCUGCAAGAACAGUGGCUUCUGCUCAGAGCGCUGGGGUGGCUUCAGCUGCGACUGCCCUGUGGGCUUUGGAGGCAAAGACUGUCGGCUUACUAUGGCCCAUCCCCACCAUUUUCGUGGCAACGGCACACUGAGCUGGGACUUUGGAAAUGACAUGGCUGUGUCUGUGCCAUGGUACCUGGGGCUGGCAUUUCGAACACGGGCGAAGCAGGGGGUCCUGAUGCAAGUCCAGGCUGGGCCACAUAGCAUACUCCUCUGUCAGCUGGAUCGGGGGUUGCUGUCUGUGACAGUGACCAGGGGCUCGGGCCGUGCUGCCCACCUCCUCCUGGACCAGGUGACUGUCAGUGAUGGCCGAUGGCACGAUCUGCGGCUGGAAUUGCAGGAGGAGCCAGGUGGCCGACGGGGCCACCAUGUCCUCAUGGUCUCAUUGGACUUUAGCCUCUUCCAGGACACCUUGGCGGUGGGGAGUGAGCUGCAGGGCCUGAAGGUAAAGCGACUCCAUGUGGGAGGCCUGCCCCCUAGCAGUGAAGAGGAGGCUCCUCGGGGUCUGGUUGGCUGUAUCCAGGGAGUAUGGCUUGGUUCUACACCUUCGGGGUCCCCGGCCCUGCCUCCCCCGAGCCACCGAGAGAACGUGGAACCUGGCUGUGUCGUGACCAAUGCCUGUGCAUCUGGGCCUUGCCCACCCCAUGCUGACUGUCGAGACCUCUGGCAGACCUUUUCCUGUACCUGCCGGCCAGGUUACUAUGGCCCGGGCUGUGUGGACGCCUGCCUCCUGAAUCCCUGUCAGAACCAGGGGUCAUGCCGGCACCUCCCAGGGGCCCCCCACGGCUAUACCUGCGACUGUGUAGGUGGCUAUUUCGGGCACCACUGUGAGCACAGGAUGGACCAGCAGUGCCCACGGGGCUGGUGGGGGAGCCCAACGUGUGGCCCCUGCAACUGCGACGUUCACAAGGGCUUUGACCCCAACUGCAACAAGACAAAUGGGCAGUGUCACUGCAAGGAGUUCCAUUACCGACCGCGGGGCAGUGACUCGUGCCUCCCAUGUGACUGCUACCCCGUGGGCUCCACCUCGCGUUCAUGUGCCCCCCACAGUGGGCAGUGCCCUUGUCGCCCAGGAGCCCUUGGUCGCCAGUGCAACAGCUGUGACAGUCCUUUUGCAGAGGUGACAGCCAGCGGCUGCCGGGUGCUCUAUGAUGCCUGCCCCAAGUCCCUGAGAUCUGGUGUGUGGUGGCCCCAGACCAAGUUUGGUGUCUUGGCCUCAGUUCCCUGUCCUCGGGGGGCUCUGGGUGCUGCCGUGCGGCUAUGCGAUGAGGACCAGGGUUGGCUGGAGCCUGACCUCUUCAACUGUACUUCCCCUGCCUUUCGAGAACUCAGCCUGCUGCUGGAUGGACUAGAGCUGAACAAGACAGUCCUGGAUACUGUGGAGGCCAAGAGGCUGGCUCAGAGGCUGCGGGAGGUGACCGGCCACACUGACCACUACUUCAGCCAAGAUGUCCGAGUCACUGCCCGCCUGCUGGCUCAUCUGUUGGCCUUUGAGAGCCACCAGCAAGGCUUCGGGCUGACAGCCACACAGGACGCCCACUUCAAUGAGAAUCUGCUGUGGGCCGGCUCUGCACUGCUUGCUCCAGAGACUGGGGACUUGUGGGCAGCACUGGGGCAGCGGGCUCCCGGGGGUUCCCCAGGCAGCGCUGGGCUGGUGCAGCAUCUGGAGGAGUACGCGGCCACGCUCGCAAGGAACAUGGAGCUCACGUACCUGAAUCCCGUGGGGCUGGUGACACCCAACAUCAUGCUCAGCAUUGACCUCAUGGAGCACCCCAGUCCCACCCGGGGGACCCGUCGCUACCCUCGUUACCACAGCAACCUUUUCCGGGGCCAGGAUGCCUGGGAUCCUCACACGCAUGUGCUGCUGCCUUCCCAGGCCCCGCGGCCGUCCCCACCUGAAGUUCUGUCCACCAGCGGCAGCAGCAUGGAAAACUCCACCACUUCAAGUGUGGCCCCCGCACCGGCCCCCCCGGAGCCUGAGCCUGAGCCUGGGAUCUCCAUUGUCAUCCUCCUGGUUUACCGCACCUUAGGGGGGCUGCUCCCUGCCCAGUUCCAGGCCGAGCGCCGGGGUGCCAGGCUUCCCCAGAACCCUGUUAUGAACUCCCCGGUGGUCAGUGUGGCUGUGUUCCAUGGACGCAACUUCCUAAGGGGUAUCCUAGAGUCCCCGAUCAGCCUGGAGUUCCGCCUGCUACAGACAGCGAAUCGCAGCAAGGCCAUCUGUGUGCAGUGGGACCCGCCUGGCCCGGCGGAUCAGCAUGGCACGUGGACAGCACGGGACUGUGAGCUGGUGCACAGGAACCGGUCCCACGCACGGUGUCGCUGCAGCCGGACGGGCACCUUCGGGGUCCUCAUGGAUGCUUCUCCCCGUGAGCGGCUGGAGGGCGACCUGCAGCUGCUGGCUGUGUUCACCCACGUGGCCACAGCAGUGUCUGUGGCUGCGCUGCUGCUGACCGCGGCUGUCUUGCUGAGCCUGCGCAGCCUCAAGUCCAACAUGCGUGGGAUCCAUGCCAACGUGGCUGCCGCCCUGGGGGUGGCAGAGCUCCUCUUCCUGCUGGGGAUCCACAGGACCCAAAACCAGCUGCUGUGCACCGCAGUUGCCAUCCUCCUGCACUACUUCUUCCUCAGCACCUUUGCGUGGCUCCUCGUGCAGGGGCUGCACCUCUACCGUAUGCAGGUCGAGCCACGCAACGUGGACCGCGGCGCCAUGCGCUUCUACCACGCCCUGGGCUGGGGCGUCCCUGCUGUGCUGCUGGGCCUGGCUGUUGGCCUGGAUCCUGAGGGCUACGGGAACCCUGACUUCUGCUGGAUCUCAAUCCAUGAGCCCCUCAUCUGGAGCUUCGCGGGUCCCAUCAUCCUUGUCAUCAUGAUGAAUGGGACCAUGUUUCUCCUCGCUGCCCGUACAUCGUGCUCCACUGGACAGAGGGAGGCCAAGACGACCUCUGCACUGACGCUUCGCAGCUCCUUUCUGCUCCUUCUACUGGUCAGUGCCUCCUGGCUCUUUGGCCUCCUGGCGGUCAACCACAGCAUCCUGGCCUUCCACUACCUCCAUGCUGGACUCUGUGGGCUUCAGGGCCUGGCGGUGCUGCUGCUCUUCUGUGUCCUGAAUGCAGAUGCUCGGGCUGCCUGGACACCAGCCUGUCUGGGCAGGAAGGCAGUGCCCGAGGAGGCCAGGCCAGCGCCUGGGACGGGGCCCGGCGCCUACAACAACACCGCCCUCUUCGAGGAGAGCGGCCUCAUCCGCAUCACCCUUGGUGCCUCCACCGUCUCCUCAGUGAGCAGCGCCCGCUCCGGCCGGACCCAGGACCAGGACAGCCAGCGGGGCCGCAGCUACCUCAGGGACAAUGUCCUGGUUCGACAUGGCUCGACUGCCGACCACACUGACCACAGCCUCCAGGCUCACGCUGGCCCCACUGACCUGGAUGUGGCCAUGUUCCAUCGAGAUGCUGGUGGAGGUGCAGAUUCUGACUCUGACAGUGACCUGUCACUGGAGGAGGAGAGAAGUCUGUCCAUCCCAUCCUCAGAAAGUGAGGACAAUGGCCGGACGCGGGGGCGUUUCCAGCGUCCACUCCGCCGGGCAGCUCAGAGCGAGAGGCUCCUUACCCACCCCAAAGAUGUGGAUGGCAAUGACCUCUUGUCCUACUGGCCAGCCCUGGGGGAAUGUGAGGCUGCUCCCUGUGCUCUGCAGACCUGGGGUUCUGAAAGGCGCCUGGGACUGGACACCAGCAAGGACGCAGCCAACAACAACCAGCCAGACCUGGCCCUGACCAGUGGAGAUGAAACCUCCUUGGGCCGGGCCCAGCGCCAGAGAAAAGGCAUCCUGAAGAACCGACUACAGUACCCGCUGGUGCCACAGACCCGGGGUGCCCCUGAAUUGUCCUGGUGCCGUGCAGCCACUUUGGGCCACCGUGCUGUGCCAGCUGCCUCCUAUGGUCGCAUCUGUGCUGGAGGGGGCACUGGCAGCCUUUCGCAGCCAGCCAGCCGCUACUCCUCCCGAGAACAGCUGGACCUGCUCCUCCGGCGGCAGCUGAGCCGUGAGCGACUGGAGGAGGCCCCUGCCCCUGUUCUGCAUCCCCUGAGUCGGCCAGGUUCCCAGGAACGCCUGGAUGCCGUGCCAGGUCGCCUGGAGCCCAGGGAUCGGGGCAGCACCCUACCACGGAGGCAGCCACCCAGGGACUACCCUGGUGCCAUGGCUGGCCGCUUUGGGUCACGGGAUGCGCUGGACCUACGGGCGCCCUGCGAGUGGUUGAGCACAUUGCCCCCACCCCAUGGUGCCCAGGACCUUGACCCACAGCCCCCGCCUCUGCCUCUGUCUCCCCAGAGGCAACUCUCAAAGGACCCCCUCUUGCCAUCCUGGCCCCUGGACUCUCUGUCCAGGAGAUCGAACUCAGGGGAGCGGCUGGACGACGUGCCUAGCCGGCAUCCCUCACGAGAAGGCCUUGGGCCACCCCCACAGCUGCUCAGAGUUAGGGAAGACCCAGCCAGUGGCCCUAGCCACGGCCCCUCCACAGAGCAGUUGGACAUUCUCUCCUCCAUCCUCGCUUCCUUCAACUCCUCAGCUCUCUCCUCCUCCAUGCAGUCCUCAAGCACACCCUCAGGCCCUCACACCACUGCCACACCUUCUGCCACAGCCUCUGCACUUGGACCCUCCACGCCACGCUCUGCCACAUCCCAUAGCAUCUCGGAGCUGUCACCAGACUCAGAAGUUCCCAGAAGUGAGGGUCACUCCUGAGGGGUAGACGUGCGGAUGAGGACCAGCCGAAGGCAGUGGAAGAUCUGGGCUAACAGAAGAGACUCCAGGAAUUGGCGGCUGAUCCCAUGGCAGCCUCCUGUACCCCCCAGCUCUCCCUGUUGCUGCUGUGCUGACUUUCCAUGCUCGUCUGUGAGCAAGUGAGCAAGUGUGUAACAGGUGCGCGGAAUGAGGGAGCUGAAGGGAGGACUUUUAUACGUUUUGUACCUUUGUAACCAGAGAAAUAUGCUUAUGUUAUUUUUCAGCUUUUCCGUCUCCCAGGGUUCUGAGGCUGGGCUGGGAGGGGGAGGGGGACAAAGGGGAAGAGGUGCAGAGUUUGGCCCAUUUGGGUCCCUGGCAAAUUAUUUGUGCUCUUCUUUCUUCUUACUGGGGUGGAUUCAGACAGGAGGGGUAAAUGCCCCCCUGACCCAUUCCCUGGUUGAUCUGAAUAUUGUCAGGGCCCAAAGUGCAGAAUUAGUCUUUGCUUUUUCUUGGAUGUCCCACAGGCCAAACUUUUGGGACUGGAGGUUGGUCUUGGAAACAGGGGUCCUCUGACCUCCUCACAGGAGCUCGCUCCUGCUGCCCCUCCCCGUGGAUGCGUGUGUUUAUUAUGUGGAGUCCCUGCCACUUACUGCCUUAUGACCCAGGACUGAUGCUGUGGGACGUUGGCGGAGCAGCAGAGGUCAUGUUUACAGAUCAAGGCUUCCCUUUCUCCUGUGGGGAGGGGCUCAGGCCUCUAUUCAGACAUUCCUGCAGAGGGUGGAUGGAGGGGUCACAGCCCCUGCCCUUGCUGUGUACAAAAGUUGUCUGUGGUGCCAUUUAAUUCCCUGACACUGCCCCCUGCUAGAAUUUAUUCUGAAGGGUGGGGUAGGAGGGGGAGCAAAGGGAGCAAAAACUAGGGAAUUAAAGACUCAGAAUGUAGGUGCCACUGCCUCCCAUGUUUACAGGAGCCUCCCUGGCCCUAGGCACCCAGGCUGCAGGAAGUGACUCAGUUCCAUCCCUCCUUUAUUCCCUUGUAAAGGGAAAAAUGACUGUUAGGACUCUGUUCACAAACUCUCAUUUUUAUUAUUUUGUCUGAUGUCCAGAACUGGGGACUUUUAAAUUUUAUUACUUUGUUUACAGGUUAAGAUUUAAAACAUUUUAAAACUUUGUUUACAUUUUAAAACUUUGAAUUUUUACACUUUGUUUACAGUUGAGAGUGUUUUUUUCCCUUUGUUUACAAGUGAAAGGUAGAGAAAAUGGGAGAGGGGCUUGGAGGACCCACCUGUGAGGACCUGAACCUGGCCAUCUUGAGGGGUUUCUAACCCCUAGCCCUACCAGGCCAAAGGUCAGCCCUGAGUCCCCUGUUGAACAGAAGGCCUCAAGAGUAGGCAUCCUCUUACCACUGGGAAGAGUGACCCUGCAGGGUUGUGGAGGGUCCGUGCAGACACCCACCUUCUUCAUGCAUACUCUUGGGAGGCAGUUUCCAAGGAGAUUAAAAGUUCUACUUUACUGACUGGUGCCAAAUCCCGCCAGCCAGGACCCCAGCUCUCCUUACCCAGAGUGACUCCAGCCCUUGAAGGGUUGGGGGGCCUGCUCUGGGGAGAGGGGGUUGUCCUUGCUAUGUCCUAGGUUCUGUAGAUGCCCCUCUCUGGGGGUCCCCCUCCAGCCCAGUGGCUCCUUUUCCUGUCUGUGUAAAUUGUUCCGUGAAGCCGCGCUCU
Molecule: messenger RNA, 11642 nt
Organism: Hippopotamus amphibius kiboko
Lineage: Eukaryota; Metazoa; Chordata; Mammalia; Artiodactyla; Hippopotamidae
Gene: CELSR3
Product: cadherin EGF LAG seven-pass G-type receptor 3
Exons: 35
Coding region: 1-9945 (3314 amino acids)
Biological process (GO): cell surface receptor signaling pathway; homophilic cell-cell adhesion; G protein-coupled receptor signaling pathway
Cellular component (GO): plasma membrane
Molecular function (GO): G protein-coupled receptor activity; calcium ion binding
Source: RefSeq, a predicted model, not a curated record